Molecule: messenger RNA, 2199 nt
Organism: Cucurbita maxima (winter squash)
Lineage: Eukaryota; Viridiplantae; Streptophyta; Magnoliopsida; Cucurbitales; Cucurbitaceae
Exons: 11
Coding region: 797-1765 (322 amino acids)
Source: RefSeq, a predicted model, not a curated record
UCUCUCUUCUAGUAUGUUUUUGUUUGCUGUGUGAUCAGAAUGUUUUGGGCGUUGACGCCUCGGAGCUCUGCUUAUCUUAGCGCUUUGUCUCUGAAGAUUGAGAAGAAGCUUCAGCGGAAUCCGGUUAUUCCGAGACUGUGAAUUCAAGUGGCAUUUGUUCCUCUCGUUGUACUAACUUGCUAAAGAGCGGUGAAAAGGGGAAUUGUUCGAAGGUUUGUUUGUUUGAGGAGAGAGUACACUACUGCAAGGGUAAAGUGUGCAUUUGGCAGGGAAUUGGAAUUGUGUGAUUGGUGGAAGGGGUGGAUAGAGAGUGCAAGGGAAGGCUGAGGCAUUAGCUUCAUCCCAGAGGCGAGAUGUGCUGCAAGAAUUGUUUGCUGAUGUAGCAUUAGAAGUAGAUGACCGAGCCAAAGGUGAGUUGUGGUAAUGCAACAUCUUCUAUUUGACAAUAGUACAUAGAACCGCACGUGGAAGAGGGUUUUGGUCCUGUAAGUUUCUCAUAAUUUCUAAGAGCGCCUGCUGGUUUAUUUUUGUAAAAGUUAUGUACCUGCUAUUGGCUUGUUUUUUAAAUUAAAUUAUCUCAUGCUUGUUGGGAUUGAAUGUGUAUUGACUUACUUUAUCCUAGUACAAUCAUCAGUAUUUUCUUACAAAAUAAUAUAUACAUAAAUCUUUUCUCUCUCCUUUAAUGAAAUAGAGAAUCACUCUAUUAGAGCUGAUUUAUUGAAGACUUCUACCUAGUUUGUCAAAGCUUGUUCUGGUUGUAUAUUCUUAUAUUGUUUAACAAUGACAUUAAAACUUGAUGGUAAUACGUACUGCUAGAGCACUAGACACUCAUAUUCUGCUUUAUAAAGCAGAAAUAAUUCUCAGCAGGGAGGAAGAUGCGAUUGCCCCCAUGGAGAAUGGAAUGGAUGGUCCGUUAUGCUUUUACGAUGUUCUUGCUGAUUAUUAUGUUCAGGUGCCAGAAAGCGGGAAACCAAUCCUUGAUUUGAUUGUCAAACUGUGGAGCCAGUCAUUUACAUGUCAUAUUUUCACCCUCUUAUUCCACAAAUGGCUCUUUGAAAUAGAAAUUGACAAUUCAGAUGAAGUUCAUCUCCGUAACUCAGCAGCUCUUGUUCAAGGUGCCACAAAUAUCUUCUGGCUUGAUAUUCAGGCCAACACUAGUCGAUUUAAAUCUCUCUUUCAUUACCUUCUUGAAGAAGUUGCAUUUCAACCUGUCAGAUUGAACAAAAUUCCCAUACAGGUUCAAAGAGAUCUUUUUCUUUUACUUUCACGGUUCUUAAUUUUAUAUGAUUCAGAUGAUAAGCUUGAGAGGUUUUUAAAGCAAUUUCCCCCUUUCCCGAAUGCCAUACUAGUUGGUGGUCCAGCUGACUUGUUUGUGAUUGAACUUACUGAUCAGAUUCAAAAGUUGAAGGUGGAACCAGUACUUCUGCAUUAUCUUUCACACCUGACUGUUCUCCAAGGCAUGGAACUCAGAAUGACCACAAGUACAAGGCUAAAAACUUGUUUGUAUAGCUUCACCUCUCCUGGUGGCCCCAUGUAUCCUACCAGAGCUGUUCGACAUGCUGCAUGGGACGCUCUGGAUUUUCUAUUCCCAGUGGGACGAUAUCCUAGGCAUCUAAUAAGCCUAUUUUUCAGAUUGUUGUACCCAUGGUACUGGCCUUCAUCUUGUUGGAACUUCGUAAUAUCAUGUAUAAGGGCAGUAUUUUUCUCCUUGUUUCGGCUGGUGUUUUCUAGAUUCGAGAAUCCAAAACAGCAUAAGUCUUACUAGGCACAGAAACCAAGUUUGUAUAUGUACACAAAGACAUGUUUUCCCCUCAGGUCAUGCUGCCCCCACUUUCUGUUGGGGGCUGUGUAUUGAUAUCUUUUACUCCUUCAAAACCAUCGUGAUGUCUUUCAUUCCAGCUUCAUUGAUGUGUGUCAACUACAGCAAAACAGAAGAAAAGGCACAUUAUUUUGAUUCAAUGGAACAAACCCUUUUGUUUUGGGUGAAAUAUUGUAGGGGUUCCGAACCUUGGUGGUGUUGAGACUUAUAGAAUAGUUAGCUUUGGGGAUUACUACUGGUUAAAUAAAUAUCUUAUUUUCAAGUAAGAAUGAAUAUGAAAAUAUGAAAACAGACAUGUUUGAUCUAGUUAAAAUUCUGUACUGUUGAUCUGUGAUUAGUUGUAAAACGUAUUGAAAAUAUGAUGUGAUCGGCACCAAGCA